This is a messenger RNA of Ceutorhynchus assimilis (cabbage seed weevil), 793 nucleotides long. The record is from the annotation of a GenBank genome assembly. Lineage: Eukaryota; Metazoa; Arthropoda; Insecta; Coleoptera; Curculionidae.
AUUUAUUCAGUAUAUUUUGAUAUGCGGUAGCGUGUAGUGUGGAAGCAUCAAAAGCUUAAAUUCAGACUCAAAUGGGUAAAAAAUUAUAUAUAGUAUGGGGAAGCCCUCCUGUUAACGCUGUAAUUAUGACUGCCAAAGCCUUGAACGUUGAAUUGGAAUUGCACGAAGUUGAUUUUGCCAACAAAGAAUAUUUAAGCCAUUGGUAUUUGAAGAUAAAUCCUUCACAUACAGUACCGGCACUGGACGACGAUGGGUUUAUCUUAUGGGACAGUCACGCCAUCUUGGUUUACUUAGCAGAAACCUAUGGAAAAGGUAGUACCUUAUUCAGCACAGAGCCCAAAGAAAGGUACAAGAUACUCCAAAUGCUUAAUUUUGAUUGCGGAAUUGUAACUAAAAAGAUGGCAAAUUGUAUUUGGCCAUUAUUUUACGAAGAUCAAACAUCUAUUGAUCCCAAACAGUUAGAAUACCUUAAAGAUGUCCACGUCGUUCUAGAAAGAAUACUAAAAACGACUAAAUACGUUGCAGGAGAGCGGUUUACAAUAGCUGACAUAAGCAUUUUUUCUUCACUAACUAUUGCUGACAUGAUUUUACCGAUUCAAGAGGACGAGUGUCCGAAUUUAAAAAAAUGGUUUUUGGAUUACAAAAAUUCAGACCUGUACAAGGCUGGUGAGAAAAGCAUUGAAACUACCAGAUUGGGGUUGAAAUUCAAGCUUGGAAACGUUAUUGAAUAGAAUUGCAGUUUUUAUUAUACUUAUAUGGAGAAAAUAAACAUCUUCCUCGUUCUCUACUUCUA